Saccharomyces eubayanus is the source of this 1461-nucleotide messenger RNA. It is a transcript of the gene NAM9, whose product is annotated as mitochondrial 37S ribosomal protein uS4m. The record is from RefSeq and is a predicted model, not a curated record. The transcript has a single exon. Lineage: Eukaryota; Fungi; Ascomycota; Saccharomycetes; Saccharomycetales; Saccharomycetaceae. Gene Ontology annotation, molecular function: structural constituent of ribosome; rRNA binding. Gene Ontology annotation, biological process: positive regulation of translational fidelity. Gene Ontology annotation, cellular component: mitochondrial small ribosomal subunit. The coding region runs from base 1 to 1461 and encodes 486 amino acids.
AUGCCAAGAAAGGCCAAUUUGCUGAAAUCUCUGGCAAGAGGACGAGUACGUACUUCUUUCAAUAAGUACAAUCUAUUCAAUUUAUACAAAAAGGGCAGUGUGGACUUAAAGUCUAAAUCUUUAUAUCAACAGAAAUGGACAGCAAAGCAGGAAACCCGAGCCUAUCAUGGUGAACAUUUGACAGAAAAGAGAUGGCAAAAUGCUUUCAAACCUAAGUUAGAUUCAGUAGCUCAGUUGGAUGCUUCAUUGCGUGGUGGUGAAAUCAAGGAAACUCCAUUUUUGUUGCAGACGUUUGCUGUAUUGGAAAAAAGACUUGAUUUUGCCUUAUUUAGAGCUAUGUUUGCUUCAUCCGUCAGGCAAGCUCGUCAAUUCAUUUUACAUGGUAAUGUUCGUGUAAAUGGUACAAAAAUGAAGCAUCCGAAUUAUACAUUAAAGCCUGGGGAUGUGUUUAGUGUCAAACCAGACAAAGUUCUUGAGGCCCUAGGUGCCAAAAAACCAAGUUUCGAAGAAGGACUGGCGGUUGAUAAGACUCAAAUUACUUUAUGGAAUAAAUAUGUCAAGGAGGCAAAGACAAACUCAAAAGAAGUUUGGGACAAAAAGCUGAAAAAGCUCGAAACUAUGUCAGAUUCUAAUCCAAAAAAGCUUCAAUUCCAAGAAUUUUUAAAACAAUACAACAAAAAUUUGGAGUCACAGCAAUACAAUGCUUUGAAGGAAUGUACACAGGAAGGUAUGUUGAGCAAGCUGUUGAAUGUUGAGAAAGAAAUGGGUAAGCUAGAUAACGAACCGUUGUCGAUAGAUGAGCUCAAGAAAGGCCUUCCUGAAAUCCAGAAUCCUCAGUUAUUGCAAAGUGUCCAUAGCGCUUAUCAAGACUUUUUCAACUCAGGUGAAUUGAAAAGAGAAAACCUUUUUAAAUUGAAAUCGGAGGAGAUAUCUUCAUGGGCAGCAGACUUUCUAAGUCUUAACGAAGCCACAAAGAAAGAACUAUCUGAUGGAGCCAAAUCUUCGAUUAGAUCUGGUAAGAAGACGUUAUCAGAAUGUGCCAAGUUAUGGACUAAAGAUAUAACUGCUCAUUUUAAAACUAGAAUGAGCGAUACCUCGAAUGGAUCUAUCGCGUUCGACCCCAAAUGGGCCAAAGACUUGAAGUAUCAUGAUCCACUUAAGACUUCUGAAUUGGAAAGCGACGAGCAAAAGGCACGUGGGUUAAUAAAUUUGCCAUGGCAAAGGAAUCAUGUUUAUGGUAGACAAGACGCCAAAAAACCAUUUUUCACACCAUGGAAGCCAAGACCGUUUUUAUCACCUUUUGCCAUUUUACCACAUCACUUAGAAAUAUCUUUCAAGACAUGUCAUGCUGUAUAUUUGAGAGACCCUGUUGCGAGACCAGGCCAAUCUGAAGUCAUUUCGCCAUUUGAUGUCCCUGUUCACGAACGUGCGUAUAUGUACUACUUAAGAAACGGUAAAUGA